UGACUUUCUCAUUCCUUGUCGUGUAUAGGGUGAUAUCGUAUCUCAUUCUUUCAUUCUUCACUUGCAGUUUAGAAUGCAACUUGUCAAAUCUGUAUUUUCUGCGUGUUGAGAUCUGCAAAUGAUUUUGCUCCUAGUCGUAUAGUCAUGUUUCCCGUUGUAAAAUCAAUCGCUGGUUAUACCAUAUUGUAACAGAUUGUAUUACCUACCAAAAUAUCAGCCAUACAAGGAUGUAUAGUGUUUUCAAUGGGUGAAAAAUAUUCUUAGAUGCUGAUCCGUUUUGUUUUUACUGAGGUAAGUUAUUUGUGUUAUUAUAUCUCCCCUGUGUUAAAGGGUGUGUAUGUCAUUCUAUUCUGUUGUUUGUGUUCUCUUCCACCUCAGCGUUCACUACUUAAUGACGAAGUCUUCAUUUGACCCCGGAAAAAAUGAAGGCUCUUCUGUGUACCAACUCCAGAUUAUUAGUUAUUCUUCCUGCAAUUAUAUUCAUCAUGUCAUUAGUAUCUUCUAUGCUAUAUGAAGGUAGCGACAGGAAAUUUGUUCAUAUCCCGUACAGGCAAAGAUAUUGGAAGGAUGAAAGCCACAACGCUGAAACAUCACUGAGAUACUCCAAAUACCAUAUUGUCAAUCGCAGCGACGUCUAUUAUGUAAACGACAGAAUUAAAAUUCUGAUCGAGGAAUAUGAUUCUGAAGGGCGCCCUCGUCGUAAAGGUGGGGCAUUCUUCCGAGCUAAACUUGUUUCCAAGGACAUCAAGGCAUCGGCGAGGUCUGACGGGGAAGUAGUUGAUUUAGGAAACGGGCAAUAUCAGGCCGAGUUUGUCCUCAGGUGGCCUGGUAUUGUUACUGUAGCAGUCAUGAUGGUGGACAGUAACCCUGCCCUAAACAUUCUGGAGCGAAUGUGGCAAGAGUUCCCAAAUAGAGGGACAUACAUCGGCCAUUUUAAAGAUGGCACGAACUAUGAACAAACGAAUUGCAAUGUGGACCAUGUUACUACAUUGGAGAGAGAAUGCGACUACACGGACAAUGAGACAAACAUCCACUGGUAUUGUGAACGUCCCUCCAAUCCACAUUUGAACUGCACACACUGGUGGAAACAUAAUUCAAAUAACACCUUCAUCUUCUCGCAGCAAACACGCUUUAUACGACCUGGGGAAGAAAAGCAUUUUGUUGAUUACAAGAAGUAUUUGACAUGUAAAGACUGCAGUAUAACCGUCCGCGAGAAGAGAAAGUCGAAUGCAGAGGUGGACAAAUAUGGACGGCAUCCUUGGCAAGAACCAUGGCACACACUACCAAAGUGCCUCCCAGGACGUAUCAACAAGUUCGAGAACACGACUUCCGGUUAUCUUUACCGAGACAAAUGGUUUUCUACGAGGUGUCGAAACCGGGCUUUUAGCUCCCGAACCGCUGCCGCGUGUCUCAGAAACAAGACCGCGCUUAUUCUUGCUGAUUCCACUGGCAAGCAGCUGUAUGUAUAUUACGUGCAUCUUUUGAAAAUGAGAGAAUUAACCACGAUCAAUUGUAUGGGGCACGCAUACAGCGACUCGAUUAACUUCACCAUCUAUUACAAGUUCCACGGUCUUCCUUCGGGAGGGAUGAAUGGGGGACCGAGCAAAUGUCUCAGACAAAGCGUAGUUAAUGUGCUUGACCACCUAGCCUUUAUACCAGACGUUUUCAUGCUUUCAAUCACUGCUCACUUAACAAUGCACAACCAGGACUAUUUUAGAGAGAGGAUGAAGAUCAUACGACCCGCCGUGGAAAGACUACAUAGGCGAAACCCAAAUACAAGUUUUCUCAUUAAGAGCGCAAAUACGAGGGAAUUCAAGACUUUACAACAUGUCCUUGCCAAUAAUGAAUGGUACAUGUAUACAUUGGAUAGGAUAGUUCGAGAAUCUUUUGCUGAUUAUCCAAAGGUUGCAUUAAUAGAUGCCUGGGACAUCACUGUGGCCCAAUUUAAUCCAGAUAUCAUCCACCCAAAACCUUCUACAUUAGCUAAAAUUGCAGAUCUAACCUUAUCAUAUAUAUGUCCAAUUUAAAGGUCGAGUCCAACUAAACGAAAAAUGUAUGUGAAUAAAUGGGGAAAAAAUAAUUUAAACGAAUAUCAAAGUGGUAAGGAAAUAAGAGAGUUGACGCCGCAAUACAGUGCGUAUCAAAAAAAGUUUACACUUAGAAAAAAUCCUGUAAAAUUAUACAUUUGUGUUAUCCUGAAGAUUUUUCCACAUUUUAACAUUGGUACAGAUCCAUUUAAUCAAAUGACGAUAUAACUGUCGAAAAAUAUUUCCGCUUGAGUGAGCACCACUUACUUUUGAAAAGUUAGUGAAAAAUAAUUUGCGCAGAACUUGACACGUGACAGUUAGCUAGUAAAAUUGAUUUGAAGAUCUCUUUAACCUUUUUUUAACUUGUUUCCUUUCCCAAAACCCUUCGAAGAGUGCAUUGCGCCCCACUCCACUCCCCCACACAUCGAGGCCAUCGUGACGACAUUUGCUUUACACUGAGCUGUGAAUUACAUGAAAUAACUUAGGCUUGAUUUUCAUUGUGUUAAUCAUUUUCAAUCUUGGGAAAAGUGUGGAAAAACAUGUAUUAAAUGAAAAAUGAAAUGUAAACCCACUUUAAAUGAUAAAAACUUUAUAGUGAAAAAAAUGCUGGAGAUGUCUGAUACAAACUUUUGUUCAGAUUCAGUUAUGUCCUCAGAUCCAGCUGGCACAAAAAUUGUAAAGGUUGUGCUUACUAAGUGUUGAAAUGUGGAAAAUUGUUACAAAAUGGUUGAAUGUAUCCGUUUUAUUUCAAUUGACUGAAAGUGCAAGGGAAAUGUAUGAGAAAUGUUUCACAAUGUAAGUUUGAUUUCGCCCAUUCCCCUUGACACAGCGUGAAAACGAGCGUUUCUGCGCAAACAGAUUUCUGCGAGCUUUACAAAAAUGGACAGUGCUUACUCAAGUGUAACAUUCUGUCAAAACUUUUACUUUCAUUUGAUAGAUGAGACCCAAACCCAAGAUUAUAUGUCAAAAAAUUACCCACAUGUUGUAUAUUUUUUAAUUCCCAGAGCUUUUUCAAAGUGCAAACUUUUUUUUGAUACGCACUGUAUAUCAUCUUUUGUAGAUUUGACAAUAAAGAGACGUUUUAAUAAAAACACAAUUCCCAAUGUUAAAGGAGGAAUCAAAGUUUCACAUCAUACUGAGGAAAAUAAUAUAUCUCAUAUUUCCAAUAACAAACUAGGAAAAUGGGUGCGUCUAGGCACUGGUUAUGUCAAGUGCAGAUUGUUAAAUAAGUCCUCUUAAGAUGCAAGGAAACUUUCUUAUUACAAAUCAAUUAAAAACUAUAUUCUAACCAGGUAGGGUGAAACCAAACAGCUCGUCAGGGUCAUAACUAUAAAAUACAGCGCGUCCCCCAAAAAAUGUUCUCUGACAAAGGGCCGAAUUAAUUAAAAAAUGUGGUCGUAUUCUCAAUCGAAUGUACAAGAGGAGAAAGCUUAUUUCAUAACCUAAUUUCUAUGAAAAUUUAAUGGGUUUCGCUUCAGCGGUUUUGAAUACACGCCCUUAUACAUGUAAUACGUAGCAGUGGUGCAUUUCAGGCCAUUCCAAGUUUGCAACACUGAUAUUUCUGCAUUGUCUUUUUAGCAUGUUAACCACCACUUUACCAUCUAUGAUCUGAGCAGGGAGAUAAAAUCACAAACUUUAACGUGUGCAGAAGGGUAUUGAUCAUAAAAAAUGAAGUUGUUUUUUUUAAUAAUUUUUUUUUAAUAUGAAUGAUGGAUAAGUACAAUAAGCAGAACAAUGAAGGGCAAACCACAAGAGUAUCACACUUUGCGAAAGAGAACAUUACUUUUGGAAAUUUAUUUUUUUCAUUAAAAAAUGUACAGUGAAAUUUACUUGAGCUCAUUAAUUGAGCUCAUCAGAUUCUGAAUGAUCCAAUGGGGUGAUAUGCUAGGCAGUGGCAAGCAUACAGCAGUGGUAGGAGUGCAGCAUGUAUAGGCAAACUUGAAAUUUGCUGAAAAGCACCACUGUGACUUAAUAAACUAAGCAUACAAAACCACUGAAGCGAGACCAAUGAUUUAUUUUUUUAUAGAAUUUAGGACAUGAGAUGAGCUACCUAUUACUAUAUAUUUAAGUGGGAAUAGUUAUCAAUUUCUUAAUUAAUUCAGCCGUAUCAGAGGGAAAUUUUUUUGGGGACGCGCUGUAUAGAUACGCGCAGGAGCCAAAAAAUGCAUAAUCUUCCGAUAUAUAUUACGUUUAUUUUUGUAAAUGGUGUACUUAACCCUCAGAAGAUUGGGCUACUUUGACGCUUAAGAAUACUGAGAAUAAGAAUAAUGAACUAAAUAACGGUUCUAAACUGCUAUUUUUCUUCAUAGACUUUUGGCAGGAUUCUGAGCAAAUAUAUCUGAAAUAAUGAUAUCGAUUUUUUUCUAACGUAUUUCAUUGCUUUUUAAUUUUAUGUAUUUCCAUGUUUUACGACUUUUUUUUAAAUUGUUUUUUGGUAUAAAUCAUCGGCUUCUAUACUUUGAACAUAAGGAAGAUGAAAUUGAUCGAGUUUAACCGGCAAAUAUAAAAAUAAUGAUAGAUUAAUGAAUUUUGGCUAAUAACACAAUUUGCAUUGGAUUUGUACAUAAAUUCACGAUUUUGAGCAAUUUUGUGUCUGCGUAAUUUUGGAAGCGCAAUUUAAAAGUUGCGCAAGACUUGAAAGGAAAAGGUCAGUGAGCAGCGUGAUCAAAAAAUUUUGCGCUGCAGAUUUAUGGCGAAGAAUGUCGAGGGGGGGGGGGGGCUGAAUUAGGCCCCCAGUCUUAUUAGAGUUUAGCGUGUUAAGAACCAAUUGAUGUAGUUGGAACUUUUUCUCAUUAGAUGAUAUUAUAGCAGGUAAGGUACUUUAUCAUUAAGGAAGUGCAACUAUAUUACGUUAAGUUUAUUAUGGGAAAAUUAUUUUAACGGUCAUGUGUCAAAUAUGUUACGAUAUCAGUUGCGUCAACAAAUGAGUUUUCACAUUCAUUCUAGAUUCGAUCUUUCUUUUAUUACUACAAAGGUUAACAAAAUAAAAAAAUAUCUUACAUAUC
Molecule: messenger RNA, 5032 nt
Organism: Lytechinus pictus (painted urchin)
Lineage: Eukaryota; Metazoa; Echinodermata; Echinoidea; Temnopleuroida; Toxopneustidae
Product: NXPE family member 1-like
Exons: 6
Coding region: 423-2027 (534 amino acids)
Source: RefSeq, a predicted model, not a curated record